Molecule: messenger RNA, 1016 nt
Organism: Perognathus longimembris pacificus (Pacific pocket mouse)
Lineage: Eukaryota; Metazoa; Chordata; Mammalia; Rodentia; Heteromyidae
Gene: Rhod
Product: ras homolog family member D
Exons: 5
Coding region: 18-638 (206 amino acids)
Biological process (GO): cell migration; small GTPase-mediated signal transduction
Molecular function (GO): GTPase activity; GTP binding
Source: RefSeq, a predicted model, not a curated record
GCCCCGCGCCCGCCGGGAUGAAGGCAGCCCAGACCCCCGCAGAGGACGCGCCGUCCGUCAAGGUGGUCGUGGUGGGCGACGGCGGCUGCGGGAAGACGUCUCUGCUGCUGGUCUUCACCCAGGGCAACUUCCCCGAGAGAUACACACCCACCGUGUUUGAGAGGUACGCUGUCGAUCUGCAAAUGAAGGGCAAACCUGUAUGCCUCCAAAUCUGGGAUACAGCAGGACAAGAUGACUAUGACCGCCUGCGGCCCCUCUUCUACUCCGACGCCAACGUCCUCCUGCUCUGCUUCGACGUCACCAGCCCCAGCAGCUUUGAGAACGUCUUUAACCGGUGGUAUCCAGAGGUGACUCACUUCUGCAAGGGUGUGCCCAUUAUCGUAGUGGGCUGCAAGACUGACCUUCGGAAGGACAAGGUGCUGGUGAACAAGCUGCGGAAAGAUAGGUUGGAGCCCGUGACCUACCACAGGGGCCAAGACAUGGCGAGGUCUGUAGGUGCGGUGGCCUACUUCGAGUGCUCAGCUCGCCUCCACGACAAUGUCCACGCCAUCUUCCAGGAGGCAGCCGAGGUGGCUCUGAGCAGCCGCAGUCGCAACUUGUGGAGACGCAUUACCCAGAGCUUCUGCGUGGUGACCUGAGCAGCCCUCCCCGGCCUGGACUGCCCUGACUGCUCAAGAAGGAGCCUGGUGCUGACUCUCUGCCAACUAGGCUGGGCUGGACCCAGGCACCAGGCCAGACUUCCACAGAUGAGCACCGCUGAGACCUGGGUCCCCGGGACUGGGAACUGAGAAAAGGGGUUUCCCAGGAGCUCCCAGCCCUGGAACCAUUAGCAGUCCCAGCAAUCUAUACCAUUAUCCUGAGUGGCCUGUGCAGCUUGGACUGGCGCCCCCUGGUGGCUGCUCCCAGGGUUGCACCUGCAAGUUCUGCCGGAACCCACACUCUACCUCUUCCCCUCCUCCCUGUCGCCCCCCCCAACACACACCAUAAGUGUAACACUAAAAUGACGUCACUUGUCA